This is a messenger RNA of Paramecium tetraurelia, 540 nucleotides long. RefSeq lists its product as uncharacterized. Gene Ontology annotation, molecular function: GTP binding; GTPase activity. The transcript has 3 exons. The record is from RefSeq and is a predicted model, not a curated record. Gene Ontology annotation, biological process: regulation of exocytosis; protein secretion. Lineage: Eukaryota; Ciliophora; Oligohymenophorea; Peniculida; Parameciidae.
AUGAUCAAAUAAAAGGAUCAUUAGUUCAAGUUUGUCCUGACAGGUAAUCUUGGGGUUGGAAAGAGUUCUUUAAUAUAGAGAUUCGCUGGUGACUAAUUUAGUGAAUCCUAAUCUCUUAGUGUGGAUUUCAGAUAGAGAACUCUGCAUCUGGAGGACAACAAUGUAAAGUUACAGAUUUGGGAUACUGCAGGAUAGGAGAGAUUCAGAACAAUUACAAGUGCAUAUUACAAGGGGGCAGAAGCCAUAAUAAUGGUUUAUGAUGUUACCUAAGCAGAUACUUUUGAGGAAAUAGACAAGUAUUGGUUGCCUGAAACUAAAAAAUACGGAGAGAAGAACGUUUAAUUGUUGGUGAUUGGAAAUAAAAAUGAUUUGGAAGAAUAGAAAUAAGUUGAGACUGCUAAAGCAUAAGAGUAUUGCCAGUCACAUAAUUUACAGUUUGCUGAAUGUAGUGCUAAGACAGCUGAUCACGUAAAUAACGUAUUAAUUUAACUUUCUAAAAAUGGGAUAGAAAAGAAAAAGCAGAAAGAUGCAGGGAACUGA